Molecule: messenger RNA, 1365 nt
Organism: Bufo gargarizans (Asiatic toad)
Lineage: Eukaryota; Metazoa; Chordata; Amphibia; Anura; Bufonidae
Gene: MYD88
Product: MYD88 innate immune signal transduction adaptor
Exons: 6
Coding region: 151-987 (278 amino acids)
Biological process (GO): innate immune response; positive regulation of canonical NF-kappaB signal transduction; defense response to Gram-positive bacterium
Cellular component (GO): plasma membrane
Molecular function (GO): Toll-like receptor binding; TIR domain binding
Source: RefSeq, a predicted model, not a curated record
GUUAGUUUUAGUUUCGUGCUCGAGGGUAGAGAGUCAGUGAUUGCGAGACUGCUGCCCAGAGAGGUAUUCUAAGGAGUGAAAGGCUCUUACAUUUUGGACCCAAUGUCAAAGACUGUGUGCACAGUGGUGGUCUACUAGCACUGCAGAACCAUGGCUUGUGAGUCAAGUUUGGAUGAGGCGGCCAUGUCCUCAAUUCCCCUGGUGGCAUUAAAUUAUAAUACCAGGCAUCGGCUGUCUCUGUAUCUGAACCCUGACACCGUGGUGGCUGCAGGAUGGACUCUUCUGGCAGAAGAGAUGGACUAUGACUAUUUGGAGAUCAGGAAUUUUGAAAGAGUUCCGAACCCCACUCUUGCUGUCCUGGAAGACUGGGAGAAAAAGUGUUCACAGCCGACUGUCGGGCGACUCCUGGAACUGUUGAUAAAAAUGGAGAGGCAUGAUAUUCUUACAGACAUUGCGCCUUUAAUAGAGUCUGACUGUAAGAAAUAUUUGAAGAGGCAGCAUAGAGUGCAGCCACCUCUCCAAGAUGACACUGUGGGCAGCAGUGGGGGUACAGAUUCCUCAGUAUCAGUGCCAGAAAGCUUUGAUGCUUUCAUCUGCUACUGUCCUCAGGAUAUUAAAUUUGUGCAGGAGAUGAUCAGGCGAUUGGAGCAGACUGAACAUAGGCUGAAGCUGUGUGUCUUUGAUAGGGACGUUCUCCCAGGAACAUGCUUGUGGUCCAUAACAAGUGAGCUUAUAGAAAAUAGGUGUAGGAAGAUGGUGGUGAUUAUAUCUGAUGAUUACCUGGACAGCACAGAAUGCGAUUUUCAGACCAAGUUUGCCCUCAGCCUUGGGCCAGGUGCUCGUGAGAGAAGACUGAUCCCAGUAAAAUAUAAACACAUGAAGAAGUCAUUUCCCAGCAUCCUUCGGUUCAUUACAGUGUGCGACUAUACAAACCCCCACACCCAGAGUUGGUUCUGGGACAGACUCGCCAAGGCCCUUAUGAGAUGAGUGAUGAUGGGGUCAUUGAUUCCUCUUUCAACAUGGUUCUAAAUUUGUUCGCCUUAAGCCUUAUGCAGACAUCCGUGGAACACGGUCCUUGAUAUACCGGAAUGGCAUUGCAGGAGCGCACGGCAUCAUAGCACAUAGCUGUGUGCUCCUGCAAUGCCAGUCCGGUAUCUUACGGACUGUGUUACACGGAUGUCUGCAUGAGGCUUUAAACAGAAGUAUAUCCCAAGUAUAGCCCAUACAGCAGAGGAUCCAUGUAAAGACCAGAUCUGAAGUUCAGAAACUGGAAAUCGUGCAAGGACAGAAGAGCUAGUCCUUCCUAUGUUCUAAAGGAGACCUGCAACAAAGUGUUCUCUGGAAUUAAACCAUACAUUGAAAAUA